Messenger RNA from Sphaeroforma arctica JP610, 296 nucleotides. RefSeq lists its product as hypothetical. Gene Ontology annotation, molecular function: metal ion binding; ubiquitin protein ligase activity. The annotation marks the transcript as partial. The transcript is spliced from 3 exons. The record is from RefSeq and is a predicted model, not a curated record. Lineage: Eukaryota; Ichthyosporea; Ichthyophonida. Gene Ontology annotation, biological process: protein polyubiquitination; ubiquitin-dependent protein catabolic process.
CCGACAUAACCUACAUACUGUACCACGACCAUGUUUUCAAGGUACAAAAGAAACUUCGUCUACACAUCCACCCCGGAGGACGACCUCACGUGCUCCAUAUGCAGUGACGCAUAUUCGGAACCCCUCGACACUAAAUGUGGACAUACCUUCUGUAAGGAUUGUUUAUCAACAUGGAUGAAACGAAAGAAAUGUUGUCCUUUAGAUAACAUCCAUGUCAGUAAGAAAAAUCUGAAGAUUACCGACUCAACGGUUCAGGACCGAUUAGACGAGCUAGAAAUCGCGUGUGUACACUGCAG